This is a messenger RNA of Ilex paraguariensis (yerba mate), 462 nucleotides long. The record is from the annotation of a GenBank genome assembly. Lineage: Eukaryota; Viridiplantae; Streptophyta; Magnoliopsida; Aquifoliales; Aquifoliaceae.
AUGGUGGGAAAAGGAUUUGUGGCUUUGUUGAAUGAUGAUUGGUGCCCAAAGCUUGAUGCUUACUUCUUUGAAAUUGUAUACAUCAUUGUGUUUUUCAGGACUGCAUUGGCGGGACUUGUGACUUUACUGCACGCAUGUCUUGACAUGAAAGCCAUCAUCUUGGGGAAAUAUCAUUAUGUUCUAUACUUCCUUGUUUUGGCAAUGCAGCCAAGGAUGCUGUUGACUGUGGACGAAAAUCUGAAACCUCUAUCGGUACCUGUCCGGGUUGGCCAAGCUGUUGAUGUUGUUGGCCAGGCGGGUCGACCAAAGACCAUCACUGGUUUCCAGACCCACUCGACCCCUGUUCUCCUGGCUGCUGGUGAUAGAGCAGAACUUGCAACUGAGAAGCAUAUUCCACUCUCGCCCAUUCUUGAAGGUUUUGUCAUCUUGAAAGAGAAUCCGGAGUACAGAGAUGAUCACUAG